AUGCCCAAUAUCAAAAUCUUUAGCGGCAGCUCCCACCAGGAUUUAUCCCAGAAGAUUGCCGACCGCCUGGACCUGGAGCUAGGUAAGGUGGUGACCAAGAAAUUCAGCAACCAGGAGACCUGCGUGGAAAUUGGCGAGAGUGUGCGUGGAGAGGAUGUCUACAUUGUUCAGAGUGGCUGUGGCGAAAUCAACGACAAUCUAAUGGAGCUUUUGAUCAUGAUCAAUGCCUGCAAGAUCGCUUCAGCCAGCCGUGUUACAGCAGUUAUCCCAUGCUUCCCUUAUGCCCGGCAGGAUAAAAAAGAUAAGAGCCGGGCCCCAAUCUCAGCCAAGCUUGUUGCAAAUAUGCUGUCUAUAGCAGGUGCGGAUCAUAUCAUCACCAUGGACCUACAUGCUUCUCAAAUUCAGGGAUUUUUUGACAUCCCCGUGGAUAAUUUGUACGCGGAGCCAGCUGUCCUCAAGUGGAUAAGGGAGAAUAUCUCUGAGUGGAGGAACUGCACUAUUGUCUCACCCGAUGCUGGUGGAGCUAAGAGAGUGACCUCCAUCGCGGACCGGUUGAAUGUGGACUUCGCCUUGAUUCACAAAGAACGGAAGAAGGCCAAUGAAGUGGAUCGCAUGGUGCUAGUAGGGGAUGUGAAAGAUCGAGUGGCUAUCCUUGUAGACGACAUGGCUGACACUUGUGGUACAAUAUGCCAUGCAGCUGACAAACUUCUCUCAGCUGGAGCCACGAGAGUUUAUGCAAUCUUGACUCAUGGAAUCUUUUCGGGCCCAGCCAUAUAUCGCAUCAACAACGCAUGCUUUGAAGCAGUAGUAGUCACCAAUACCAUACCUCAGGAGGAUAAGAUGAAGCAUUGCUCCAAAAUACAGGUGGUUGACAUAUCCAUGAUCCUUGCAGAAUCCAUCAGGAGAACUCACAAUGGGGAAUCUAUUUCCUACCUGUUCAGCCAUGUCCCUUUAUAA
Trichechus manatus latirostris (Florida manatee) is the source of this 957-nucleotide messenger RNA. It is a transcript of the gene PRPS1L1, whose product is annotated as phosphoribosyl pyrophosphate synthetase 1 like 1. Gene Ontology annotation, molecular function: ribose phosphate diphosphokinase activity; magnesium ion binding; ATP binding. Gene Ontology annotation, biological process: 5-phosphoribose 1-diphosphate biosynthetic process; ribonucleoside monophosphate biosynthetic process; purine nucleotide biosynthetic process. The coding region runs from base 1 to 957 and encodes 318 amino acids. The transcript has a single exon. Gene Ontology annotation, cellular component: cytoplasm; ribose phosphate diphosphokinase complex. The record is from RefSeq and is a predicted model, not a curated record. Lineage: Eukaryota; Metazoa; Chordata; Mammalia; Sirenia; Trichechidae.